Molecule: messenger RNA, 846 nt
Organism: Galeopterus variegatus (Sunda flying lemur)
Lineage: Eukaryota; Metazoa; Chordata; Mammalia; Dermoptera; Cynocephalidae
Gene: CCN5
Product: WNT1 inducible signaling pathway protein 2
Exons: 4
Coding region: 23-775 (250 amino acids)
Biological process (GO): signal transduction; cell adhesion
Cellular component (GO): extracellular region; extracellular matrix
Molecular function (GO): heparin binding; integrin binding
Source: RefSeq, a predicted model, not a curated record
GUUCUGCAAGGGACACAGUGACAUGAGAGGCACACCACAGACCCACCUCCUGGCCUUCUCCCUCCUCUGCCUCCUCUCAAAGGUGUGCGCCCAGCUGUGCCCGACACCAUGUACCUGCCCCUGGCCACCGCCCCGAUGCCCACUGGGGGUGCCCCUGGUGCUGGACGGCUGUGGCUGCUGCCGGGUAUGCGCACGGCGGUUGGGGGAGCCUUGCGACCACCUCCACAUCUGUGACACCAGCCAGGGUCUGGUCUGCCAGCUCGGUGAGGGCCCUGCCGGCCGGGGGGCCGUGUGCCUCUUGGGAGAGGACGAUGGGAGCUGUGAGGUGAACGGCCGUCUGUACCGGGACGGGGAGACCUUCCAGCCCCACUGCAGGAUCCGCUGCCGCUGCGAGGACGGCGGCUUCACAUGUGUGCCGCUGUGCAGCGAGGACGUCCGGCUGCCCAGCUGGGACUGCCCCCAGCCCAGGAGGGUCGAGGUCCCGGGCAGGUGCUGCCCCGAGUGGGUUUGCGACCAGGGAAGGGGACUGGGGGUCCAGCCCCUCCCAGCCCAAGGACCUCAGUUUUCUGGCCUUGUUGCUCCCCCGCCCCCUGGUGUCCCCUGCCCAGAAUGGAGCACGGCCUGGGGUCCCUGCUCAACCACCUGUGGGCUGGGCGUGGCCACCCGGGUGUCCAACCAGAACCGCUUCUGCCGACUGGAGACCCAGCGCCGCUUGUGUCUGCCCGGGCCCUGCCCACCCGCCCAGGGCCGUAGCCCACGGAACAGUGCCUUCUAGAGCAGCUGGGACUGGACAUGCCGUACCCACUGUCCCCAGGAGGCGGCUCUGUGCCCGGGCCCUGGGCUGAU